This is a messenger RNA of Raphanus sativus (radish), 2031 nucleotides long. RefSeq lists its product as uncharacterized. Bases 96 to 1913 code for a protein of 605 amino acids. The transcript has 2 exons. The record is from RefSeq and is a predicted model, not a curated record. NCBI's taxonomy places the organism in Eukaryota, Viridiplantae, Streptophyta, Magnoliopsida, Brassicales, Brassicaceae.
AAUUUGAAGUUUUGAAUUUCGUUUCCGUCUUCUCUCUCUCUCAUCAUAUUCAAUCUCUCACUCUCUCUCUAUCUGCUUGAAUUUCUUCAGAAAAAAUGGGUUGCUGCCUCAGCAAAAAGACUUCUCCAUCGUCUUCUUCACCGAGCGGAGUAUCCCCAGAUCCGAACAAAUCGGCCAUUGAUAAUAAACCUCCGAAAGCAGAGACUGAAGCAGAGGAGGCGAAGGUGGAAGUAGAAGAAUCAAGACCCAAGAACGAGGCAGAGAUACAAGAGAACAGCAACAACCAGAGGAAAGAAGUGUUCGUUAUCAAACAUAGAAGGAGCCAUGAGCGAUCCAAGACGACGACAGAUCCGGAGGAUUCAACUGCCUCGGAGGAGAAAUCAACGGGAACAAAUCAGACUCCAGCGGAGGUAGACGCUAUACUGAUUCAAUGCGGGAGACUAAGCCGGAGCAACUCAGCCGCCGCCGCGAAAACCAGGAGAUACUCUGGAUCCAAGAGGAGCUUCGAUUUCGACAAGAACGGAGGAGACGCCGCUGCCGACGAAGCCGAUGCGGAAGACGGAGGAGAAGAAGAAGAAGCUGAGCGGCGGAUCCAUCGGCAGCGACAACGCGGCGGCGGCGGCGGAGAGUCGCCUCGGGAACGGAGGAGACGAACUCCGAGCAGAGAGAGGGAAGAUUCGAAGAGCUAUCGAUCGGGAAGUAGGGAGAGAGGGAGUGGUGGUGGUAGUAGAAGAGUAAGCAGAUCUCCGGGGAGACGAUCGGAGACAAACCCUAAUUCAUGCGCCGGGAGUGGCAGUUCCGUAAAUUCGAGUAACAAUAAUAGACCUGCAAAGUUCGUCUCGGUUCCUGCUACGGAGAAGAGCAACAACAACAACAACAUAGAGGCGUCUAUCAAACGGGUUAUUGUCAAGAGAAACGUGGCGUCUCCCAGGUCACAGUCGCCGGCGAGAGCCGCCUCUCCUAGAGCUCAGUCUCCGGCAAGAGCGGCGGUUAACGCUAGCAGCAACGCUCAGCCUUCGCCGUCGAAGCUGAGGAGGAAAACGGAACAUUCUCCCUACAGGAGGAACCCAUUGGGAGAGAUUGAUCCAAACUCUUUGGCGUAUCCACAACCUCCUCAUGGUAACACUAACUGCAACAAGAAGAUGAUUAAUGAAUCUGCCAAUCUCGAGGGUCAGAAGGUGAAUGCUAAAACUACAAUCCGCAGAAGCGCAAGCCCGAGUCGUGUCACCAAGGAGCAGCAAGAGGCAGUGGAAGAGUGUAAGAUAGUGGUGGUGUCAGGAACUGAAAUCCCUAAGCCGCCUCUAAUUAUGAGCAGGAGCAGAUCAUUGAGGAAGUCACGUGAUUUCGAUUUCAGUCCUGAAGCAUUGCUCUCUAACAACAUCGACAACAAUGCACCAGCAUCUUACGCAGCUUUGCUUUUAGAAGACAUUCAAAACUUCCAUCAGAAGAGUGUCAAUGUCAAUGCCAUAAGCUCAUCUGUGUCAAAAGCCUGCGCAGUCUCAGACCUUAACUCCACUACGAACAAACACCAGAGAACCGAGGUCAACAGUUUCGCAUCAGCAGCAGUGAAGAAAGCGGAUCUAAUGGAGCCGAGCUUUGAGAAGUACGUGACUGUUAAGAGAGGUGGUUCUUCGAUGGAGGACAUGGAGGAGCAAGAAUCAUCCGGAAGCAACAGUGUCACGGGAAGUAGCUGUGUGGUGCAACGUAAAGGGGGUUACUCAGCGUCCUCUUCGUGGGAACCGAACUCAGCUGAAUCGACGGAUCGAAUGAGUGGGAGAUCAUCAAGCAACAAAGAACGUGAUCGGAGUCCAUUUGGUGUGCAAGAGUUUGAUCCGUUGAAGAAGAAUGGUGUUGGAGCUGCUGGAGGCAAAAGAGUGGCGACAACAACUCGUGUUGCUACAGUUUCGGUGUAAUAGUUGAUUGUUGUUGUGUAUCUACUUUUUUUAAUAUGGUUGCAGAGUAGUAGCAACCUCUGUUUCGUUUCUUUUGCAACCAUUUUGGUCAUUUUCAAUAAUUUGGGUGUUUCUUCGA